AUGAAUAUGUGUAUCUCAUUGGUUAAAUCCUGUAUCGCUCACUCCUUAUACUAUUGGGCUUUGGGAUAUUAUGUUGUACUAUUCUUUCGAGAGGUUGCUAUGGUCGGUCUAAUUGUAUGCCAGCGUAGAGUUCUGGAGAUAGGAAACUUCAAUACUCUGAAGUUUGUCGCCGUUGAAGAAGCAGCGGUAGUAGUACAGAUCGCUGUAGGGGAUAAUGUAAUGGAAGAUAACAAUGAUAAUAUUGAAUAA
Sclerotinia sclerotiorum 1980 UF-70 is the source of this 249-nucleotide messenger RNA. RefSeq lists its product with no specific name. The transcript has 3 exons. The record is from RefSeq and is a predicted model, not a curated record. NCBI's taxonomy places the organism in Eukaryota, Fungi, Ascomycota, Leotiomycetes, Helotiales, Sclerotiniaceae. Bases 1 to 249 code for a protein of 82 amino acids.